UGUCUUCAAUAAAGUUGUGUCCUUCUGAAUGUGCCUCAGACUCAAGUAAGGGGAGGUUCCUUUGAUGAAGUUGCAACGUCACAUGAUACAAUGUAGCGGUGAGGCGAGAUCACACUGCGGAGUGCUGACAGGCUGGAAACAAAUGAAACAAGCGAGCGUCAACACCAACGGCUGUCUCUUUCCCACCAAAUUAAUUGUCAUCAAACGUCGUAGAAAGCUCGUAGAGGAAGGCCCAGGCAGGGUCGUGGAGUGGCUCAGUAUAAGGGUGUGUGUUCUCACCAAGGGUGUGUGCCUCUCCUCACCCCUGGAGAAGGCCAGCAGGAUCAGGAUGUCGGAGGCUAGAGAGCGUAGCCCCCGCCACCAGAGACCCUGGUCAGUGUACCGGGCCAACACCUUUGACCUCUCCUCUGAGAUGAUCGGCCUAGCACUCGCAGGGAACAGCCAGGAUCCAGAUGAGCCUGUUCUAGAGUUCAGUGUGGCCUGUAAUGAGUUGGUGACCCCAGCUCUGGAGCGGAAACCCAACAGCUUUGUGGCAGUGAGCUGCACCACCCCUCCCCAGGCCUUCUGGACAAAACACACCCAGACUGAGAUCAUCGAGGGCACCAAUAACCCUAUAUUCCUGAGCAGCAUAGCCUUCUUCCAGGACUCUCUGAUCAACCAGCAGACGCAGGUCAAGCUGUCUGUGUACGACGUCAAGGACCGCUCUCAGGGCACGAUGUAUUUAUUAGGCUCAGCUCUGUUUCCUGUGAAGGAGUUGCUGCAGGAGAAGAACCACAGGUUACACCUGACCCUGAGAUCUGCAGAGAACAAGCACGUGGGGAACGUCACCAUCAUUGCCUGGCAGAUAGAGGAGAAGAGGGAUCAGAGGACUCUGCCUGUUGCCAGGUUACCAGACACCAUCAACAGCAGGACCGUGCUUCCAGUGGAUGAGAGCCUGACAGAAUCCAUGGGUGUCAGAGCCAAAUAUGCAUCUUUAUGCAAAGACACCCUGCUGACAUCAGUGUUUGGAGGCACCAUGUCCAGAAUGUACCGUUUCCCCACCACGGACGGUCACCACCUGCGGGUGCUAGAACAGAUGGCUGAAAGUGUGUUGUCUCUCAACAUCCCCAGACAGUAUGUCAAACUACUGCUGGAGGAGGACGCUGUCAGGGUUUGUGAGCUGGAGGAGCUGGGGGAGUUGUCACCAUGCUGGGAGAACCUACGACGACAGAUAGUCACUCAGUACCAGACCAUCAUCCUCGCGUACCAGGAGACUCUCUCUGACCUCACCAACUACCAGGGUCCGUCGUUCAAGGCCAGUAACCUGAAGGCAGAGAGGAAGCUGGAGUUCAUACCCACCAACCUUCAUGUCCAGAGGAUGAGGGUGCAGGAUGAGUCUGGCUUUGACCACACGUAUGACGUGGUGACUAUCGGGGCUCCCGCCGCCCACUACCAGGGCUUCAAGAACAGCGGCCUGCGCAAGCAAAUCACCAAGUUCGAGGAGGCCAAGAAACACGUUUAUGAGGAAGAAUGCAGUGCCCUGUCCAGCUGUCAGUCUAUAGUGUACAUCCCCCAGGACAUUGUCCGGGCCAAGGAGAUCAUCUCCCACAUCAACACCCUGAAGACCCAGGUCAGCUACUAUGCUGAGAGGCUGUCCCGCGCUGCCAAGGACCGCUCUGCCAACGGUCUGGAGAGGACCCUUGCCAUCCUGGCUGAUAAGACUCGCCAGCUGGUGACGGAGUGUGACUGCAAACUGCUGGCCUCGGCCAUCCAGGCGCUGAACGCGGCACGUCCUGAGUACAUCGCCUCCAAGGCGUCACCCUCCGCCGACGCCACCGAUCAAGUAGUCCUGCGCAACGACCAGGACACGCUGCUGGCCAAGUGGAGCGGAUGCAACAGCCGGUCCUCGCUGCACUUCGACUGGCACGAGGAGGAGUGGGAGAAGGUGUGGGUAAAUGUAGACAAGAGUCUGGAGUGUAUCAUCCAGCGGGUGGACAAACUCCUUCAGAAGGACCGUCUGCCUGGCAACAGCAGCCAGGGGGACACUACCCCAGGCCACCAGCAGGGCGGCAGCAGUAAGAAAGGUAACCAGAGUACCAGAGCGUUCUGGAUCAACCCUGACUGCAUGACCCAGGAGGAGCCUUCAUCAUCACUACCUUCCUCACCAUCAUCAUCCUCCCUCCUGCCUGCUCUCACCCUGAAUCUGACUCAUGCAUGCCCACCCAGCCCUGACAAAACCCCAUAUGGCAGCCCCAGUGGCGAGGAGGCUUUCCCAGGGGAGUGGAGCGAGGCCCUGUACCCUCUCCUCACCACGCUGACAGAGUGUGUGGCUAUGAUGAGUGACAAGGCUAAGAGCUCCAUGGUGUUCCUGUUGAUGCAGGACAGUGCUCCUACCAUCGCCAUGGACCUCUCCCUGCAGUACAGACGAGACGUGGUCUUCUGCCAGACGCUCACUGCUCUCAUCUGUGGCUUCAUCAUCAAGCUGAGGAACUGUCUCCGUGACGAUGGCUUCCUCAGGCAGCUCUACACCAUCGGCCUGCUGGCCCAGUUUGAGUCUCUGCUCAGCACCUACGGCGAGGAGCUGUCCAUGUUGGAGGACAUGUCGGUUGGCAUCAUGGACCUACGAAACGUUACCUUCAAGGUGACCCAGGCAACGUCCAGCUCCUCCCCCGACAUGCUGCCAGUCAUCACUGGCAACCGGGACGGCUUCAACGUCCGCAUCCCGUUGCCGGAGACCAUGUUUGACGCGUUGCCGCGGGAGAUCCAGAACGGCAUGCUGCUGCGUGUCCAGCCGGUGCUCUUCAACGUGGGAAUCAACGAACAGCAGACGCUGGCAGAGAAGUUUGGAGACACGUCUCUGCAGGAGAUCAUUAACCUAGAGAGUCUGGCCAGACUUAACUCCUACUAUCAACAGUUCAAGGAGGUUUUACCUGAGGACUGCCUGCCCAGGUCCCGUUCCCAGACGUGUCUACCAGAGCUGCUGAGGUUCCUGGGACAAAAUGUCCACGCCAGGAAGAACAAGAACGUAGACAUCCUGUGGCAGGCAGCAGAGAUCUGUCGUCGUCUGAACGGUGUGCGUUUCACCAGCUGUAAGAGUGCUAAGGACCGCACGGCCAUGUCCGUCACCCUGGAGCAGUGUCUGAUCCUACAGCACGAACAUGGCAUGGCCCCACAGGUCUUCUCCCAGGCCCUCGACUGCAUGCGCAGCAUUGGGACCAGGGAGGGGGUCACCCAGAAGAACCUGAGUGGCCUGUUGCCUGUGCGGGAUUUCAGGCUGGACCCCAGCCUGCUGUACUCCCUGCCCCUGCUGGCCCUCAGCCCCAACCUGCUGGUCGUCUGGCUGUUCCUCAGCGUCGCCUACUUCCUGGCCAAGCUCCGCUGCAGCUGAAGGCACAGCCCCUCUGCCACCCAGCCCCACCUACUCUCGACCUCUACUCACCUCUUCUCUCUGCCCGUUCCCCCCAGUGUGUCAGUCAGUCAGUCGGUCAGGAAGAAAGGCAAAACGUUAGUUUGUCAGUCAAGGAGGAAGACGGGCAGUCAGGGAGUCAGUCAGUCGCUCUAUGUCAGUCUGUCGGGAGCUCAGCCGCGAGAACCCUCUGAUUGGCCGAGGGCAGACCGUGUAUACCUGACUGGACUUUGUGCGUCACUCGGCUAAACUGCCAGCUGUUCCACCCAAUGGGCAGCCAGCACUCCUCUGGCCCUGCUCUCUGUCCUAACCAAUCCAGUCAGAGCAGGAAGCUGGUCUAAAGGUCUAUGUGCAGUACUGUGUGAGACUGUUACUGUCAGUGUUCUGACAUAUUUCUCAGUUUAACACCCAUUGUUUUACAACAAUCAAAAACAAACUGAGAGUAUGGAGAGAAACUUUGAAAUAUAGCCGGUAAGAAGUUUUAGCUGAAUUUAAUGGAAGUUUUGUCCCAGUUGUCCUUGAGUAUUUAUAAUGCCGCUUCCCAACUCAUGACAUGAUUAUAACCAUGCUAUUAUGAUAAUAUGAUGCCAUGGAUCCUUUGGUUCUGCACAGAGCUUAUUUUCAGUCAUGCAAAUGUUCUGGCUUGCUUGACGUUUACGUCUUCCAUAAGGUUUGCAUACAGCAUAAGCCAAGGGAUGGCUUGGCCAUGCAAUAUCAAGCUGAUGUUGUUUUGAUCUGGUGGCCAUUUUGUUGUUGUUCCUCAGGCCUUCCUACUCUUAUUACAGCAGGAGAGACUUGUGUCCGCUUUCACUUUAAACCAAUGCACUUUUCUAUCAACGUUGUCAUCUUAAUGAAGGUUAUUUGCUUGUCUUGCCAAUUGACACAGUUUCAUCUUGGUCGGAGCAAUUUGAAUUGGCUAAUUCUGGGAAUGUAUGAUAUUUCAGGGGACCUUUGUUGGCUUGUUUGAUUAUGCAGUGUAGUUUUUCCAAAGUGUUAAACUAAAAAUUAUCAGAUUUAAUUUCAUGCCUGUACCAAGUUUCCUAUUUACUAUAGAGUUUGUAUAUAUGAAUUAGUUCUUUGUUUGAGAACCUAUAAGGGUUGCAGUUCUAUGGAAAUGACAGAGAAGAUGAAGAGAAUGUACAUGGGCAAACCUCAAAUGGCUCCCUACCACCAAAUGAUGCACUACCUCUGACCAGUAGUGCACUAAAUAUAGGGGAUGAUUUGAGACACAGCCCAUGCUUGUUGUGCCAAAUGUUUUAGCCAGGUCUCAGAUGGUAGAUGCAGGUCUUGGAUCUUUAUUCCAGGUCAAUGUAUUACUUCCAGAUCUCCCAGCAGCCCAAAUCCACCCCGCUUCCACAGAGAAGUGCCCUAGAAAGGGUGAUUUGAUAUCAGACUCUUUGGGUUACUUCCAAGCCUUGCACUCUGGACUUCCUGGUGUCUGCCGAGAGAGUCCACACACCAUUAUCAUAUACAGUAGUUGCUAUCUAGUCCCAUAAAACAUGAUUAGCUAUCUAAUGGUAUAUGCACUCAUUAAUAUGUAGACUAGUGGUAUUAUCGUUUUCCAGCCCCAUAGCCUCUCUCCAUUUGAAUCAGUAUAAUACCUGUCUUCAGUGUUACGUCCCAAGACGGCCACACUCAAUCCAAUCUAAAGUGACCUACUAAAGAAAUGGACCAUCCGUCCCAAAAUAGCCUCCUCUGUGAGAUUGUCACGCUUGUCUUACAUCCCCUCCACCCCUCAUUUCCAACUCCUCGACACCCACAAUAGAAAACUGGAGGGAUUCUUUUGUCCUUGUUGGUUGAGCUUUAUGCAACCUUCUUAUAGGCCUCUCACCUGUGUGACUAGUAUGAGAGCUAGGCUGGGUUUAAUGGUGUAUUUAGGUUAGUUCAAUGGUUUAGUUUUGAAUAUUCAGAGGUUUUUUAUUUUUACCGAUUUUUGUGCAAUGUUACUAUUUUACAUGAUCAACAAAUACGUAAGUACAUGCAGUAUUUCUUUCUCAGUCUUGUAAAUCCAUAUUGUAAAUAAUAGAAAUGUAUAAAAUCAGAUCAUCUAUUGAUAAGUAUGCUGGUGUAGAACUACCUCUAUUGUCCCAUGAAACACCAUCUGACUGUCAGCCAGGGGAGAGAGCCGAGGGACAGCCAGGGGAAAAUGUGCUCCAUGAGAGCAUCACCCAAGAUCUGUCCCAAAUGGCACACUUUUCCCUAUGUAGUGCACCCUAUAGGUCCUGGUCAAAGUAGUGUACUAUAUAGGGAAUAGGGCGCCAUUUAGGACACAUCCCCCAGUAUGUACAACGUUAGGAUGGCGUUUGCUUCAACCAAAUGUGAAAUAGCUCCCCCUGCUGGUUGGUAAUGAUACUACAGAAGCUUGUAACCCAGUCUGUCCUAAGAAAAGAGUUGGAUUGCUCCAUUCUGGGGAUACAUGCAAUUAGGAGCCCAUUCUAAAGUUGUAGAGAAUUGCAGAAUGUGCUGGUGGCAGUUUGUUCUGCUGGUGUAUUUAAUUCCCAUGAAGAAACCCACUGCGUUAAACUUGUUGUAACCAUAGUGAUGCUAAAUCCAGGAAUAUUCCAACUAAAACCAAGUUCCUGACUCAAUUCUCAAGUUUUAUUUUUCUGUUUCUCUUGAAUUCCUUAGUGCUUUUGAGGAUAGAGAAUAUAUUUAUAUUGCGUUGCAUUAUAUUUUCAUGCUUGUCUGUCUAAAUACUCAAUAUUUGCUAAAUAUAUGUAUUCUUAUGGAAAGUUUGAUGUGAUUACAUCAUCGUCAUGCAGGUGUCACUAUAAUGAGAGGGAGAAAUUCUAGUUGCUGUUCCAGAUAUCAUUGUAUUAACCCUUGUCUGGUACUUUGCCAAGUUCCAACCAAUAUCAGGGUUGCUUGGAUAACCAUUUAUGAAUAUGCUCUGAAAUAGUAGACUUUUCUCCCUUUCUCUCGGUUUCUCUCUGAAAUAGUAGACUUUUCUCCCUUUCUCUCGGUUUCUCUCUGAAAUAGUAGACUUUUCUUCCUUUUCUCUCAGUUUCUCUCUGAAAUAGUAGACUUUUCUCCCUUUCUCUCGGUUUCUCUCUGAAAUAGUAGACUUUUCUCCCUUUCUCUCGGUUUCUCUCUGAAAUAGUAGACUUUUCUUCCUUUCGCACUGGAAUAGUAGACUUUUCUUCCUUUCGCACUGGAAUAGUAGACUUUUCUUCCUUUCGCACUGGAAUAGUAGACUUUUCUUCCUUUCGCACUGAAAUGGUAGACUUUUCUUCCUUUCGCACUGAAAUAGUAGACUUUUCUCCCUUUCUCUCGGUUUCUCUCUGAAAUAGUAGACUUUUCUUCCUUUUCUCUCAGUUUCUCUCUGAAAUAGUAGACUUUUCUCCCUUUCUCUCGGUUUCUCUCUGAAAUAGUAGACUUUUCUCCCUUUCUCUCGGUUUCUCUCUGAAAUAGUAGACUUUUCUUCCUUUCGCACUGGAAUAGUAGACUUUUCUUCCUUUCGCACUGGAAUAGUAGACUUUUCUUCCUUUCGCACUGGAAUAGUAGACUUUUCUUCCUUUCGCACUGAAAUGGUAGACUUUUCUUCCUUUCGCACUGAAAUAGUAGACUUUUCUUCCUUUCGCACUGAAAUGGUAGACUUUUCUUCCUUUCGCACUGGAAUAGUAGACUUUUCUUCCUUUCACAUUGGAAUAGUAGACUUUUCUUCCUUUCGCACUGGAAUGGUAGACUUUUCUUCCUUUCGCACUGGAAUGGUAGACUUUUCUUCCUUUCGCACUGGAAUAGUAGACUUUUCUUCCUUUCGCACUGAAAUGGUAGACUUUUCUUCCUUUCGCACUGGAAUAGUAGACUUUUCUUCCUUUCACAUUGAAAUAGUAGACUUUUCUUCCUUUCGCACUGAAAUGGUAGACUUUUCUUCCUUUCGCACUGAAAUGGUAGACUUUUCUUCCUUUCGCACUGAAAUGGUAGACUUUUCUUCCUUUCGCACUGAAAUAGUAGACUUUUCUUCCUUUCGCACUGAAAUGGUAGACUUUUCUUCCUUUCGCACUGAAAUGGUAGACUUUUCUUCCUUUCACAUUGAAAUAGUAGACUUUUCUUCCUUUCGCACUGAAAUAGUAGACUUUUCUUCCUUUCGCUCUGAAAUAGUAGACUUUUCUUCCUUUCACUCUGAAAUAGUAGGCGUUUCUCCCGUUCUCUCUAAUGCUUCUCUCUGAAAUAGUAGACUUUUCUUCCUUUCACAUUGAAAUAGUAGACUUUUCUUCCUUUCGCACUGAAAUGGUAGACUUUUCUUCCUUUCACAUUGAAAUAGUAGACUUUUCUUCCUUUCGCACUGAAAUAGUAGACUUUUCUUCCUUUCGCUCUGAAAUAGUAGACUUUUCUUCCUUUCACUCUGAAAUAGUAGGCGUUUCUCCCGUUCUCUCUAAUGCUUCUCUCUGAAAUAGUAGACUUUUCUUCCUUUCACAUUGAAAUAGUAGACUUUUCUUCCUUUCACUCUGAAAUAGUAGGCGUUUCUUCCUUUCGCACUGAAAUGGUAGACUUUUCUUCCUUUCGCACUGAAAUAGUAGACUUUUCUUCCUUUCGCUCUGAAAUAGUAGGCGUUUCUCCCGUUCUCUCUAAUGCUUCUCUCUGAAAUGGUAGACUUUUCUCCCUUUCUCUCUGAAAUAGUAGACGUUUCUCCCCUUCUCUCUAAUGCUUCUCUCUGGAAAGUGAAAAAGCAGUCAAUUAGUCAGCAGCCCAAAGAAUCAGCUUUAAUGUUGUUAUAUUAUAAACGUCAUGCCAAAUGUAUCAGAGUAGAAGGUGUAUACUUCACUAUAGAGUAUUUGAAUAGUUCUGUUUGUUUUCCCUGGAAUGGAACUGUUGCAUUGAAAUUAGAAUGUAGAACAUUUCAGUCUGUGCGUUUUGCUAUUGCUCUUGUUUCACUUUAUCUGUGGUGCUCGUAACUCUAUCUAGAAAGCAGGUCUUCUGUACACAGUAUUAGUGUUCUGUACCACUCCCUCCAACAACAUCCCCAUAUUCCCCGGGACAAUCCGUCCGUUCGCUUUAGCUUUGCCCACAUGUUACUUUGACAGUGGCGUCAAUGUGUUGGUUGGUUUUUGGGUUUCUCAUUGUCUUUUAACACGAGCCCUUUUUUGUUUUGUUUUCUUCACUUUGCUGUCAUCCUCUCUCUCUGUGCUUGCCCUCCCUCCCUCUUCCCCUCCCUCCCUCUUCCCCUCCCUCUUCCCCUCCCUCUUCCCCUCCCUCUUCCCCUCCCUCUUCCCCUCUCUCUUCCCCUCUCUCUUCCCCUCCCUCUUCCCCUCCCUCUUCCCCUCCCUCUUCCCCUCCCUCUUCCCCUCCCUCUUCCCCUCCCCU
Oncorhynchus keta (chum salmon) is the source of this 8689-nucleotide messenger RNA. RefSeq names its product inositol polyphosphate-4-phosphatase type I A-like. Gene Ontology annotation, molecular function: phosphatidylinositol-3,4-bisphosphate 4-phosphatase activity. The transcript has 24 exons. Bases 65 to 3367 code for a protein of 1100 amino acids. The record is from RefSeq and is a predicted model, not a curated record. Gene Ontology annotation, cellular component: cytoplasm. Lineage: Eukaryota; Metazoa; Chordata; Actinopteri; Salmoniformes; Salmonidae.